CCGUCGCCAUUCCUGGCCAAUCCCGUCCUCGCCUCUCCCUCUCCUCCCUCGGCUUUGGUGACAAGCAUGAGGUAUGAGAUAUUUGCUACCAGGCCCAAACAAGGCAUCGGCGAUUUGUGUGAUUGCUAUUCUCGACCACCGGAUUUUGCAUAGCGACGAAAAUAACCAUUCCCGACCCUUCUCUCCCCUCUCGUCUUCUUUCCGAUUGGUGGUCGGUGGGCAGAAGGGGGACAUGAGAGACGCCUUAAGCUUCAGUGCAGCAGCAGCGGCAACUGUACCGAAAUUACCAUUCUGCCAACUUGGUUCAUUCCCCUUUCUUGAUCUUACUAAACCCACUCUCCUCCCUUAUAAAACCUUCUAUUCACAUCCCCUCCCCUCUUCUUCUCAUCCUCCCCAUCAUCAUCUGCCCUCUCGGAAUCCCAUUUCCGCCUCUCUCCGGUUCGUCGUCGCCGCCGCCGCCGCCGCAGAGCAAGCAGCAUCCAUGGCGGCGCCAUCCGCUGCAGAGUCCAAGCCCUUCUCCGUGCUUUUCGUUUGCCUCGGCAACAUCUGCCGAAGCCCUGCCGCGGAGGCCGUGUUCAGAGACCUUGUCCGCAAGAGGGGAUUGGAGUCCAAAUUCUGGAUCGAUUCCGCCGGCACCAUCGGCUACCACGAAGGUAAUCCAGCGGACUCAAGGAUGAGGGCAGCAUCCAAAAGGCGUGGGAUCGAGGUGACUUCGAUCUCGAGGCCGAUUCGCCCCUCCGAUUUCAAGGAGUUUGAUCUCAUACUAGCCAUGGACAUGCAAAACAGAGGUACGGAGUAGUAGAGGGACAUGCAAAACAAGCCUCCUCUUCCCCUCCGCCUAUUCCCUCUCCUCCCUCGGCUUAUCCUCAGGGGGCUUACAGAGGCCCGAAACCCCGGCGGGAUUUGGUAGGCGACUGGGUCUCCAACAACGAUGGGUUCGUCCGGAGCUUGCCCAUCUUCGUGGGCGGCCUCUCCUUGCUCGCUGUCCUCCUUAACCGCGCCUUCUCCGGC
This is a messenger RNA of Phoenix dactylifera (date palm), 1011 nucleotides long. The record is from RefSeq and is a predicted model, not a curated record. Lineage: Eukaryota; Viridiplantae; Streptophyta; Magnoliopsida; Arecales; Arecaceae.